Messenger RNA from Zophobas morio, 3879 nucleotides. RefSeq names its product small G protein signaling modulator 1-like. NCBI's taxonomy places the organism in Eukaryota, Metazoa, Arthropoda, Insecta, Coleoptera, Tenebrionidae. Gene Ontology annotation, molecular function: GTPase activator activity. Gene Ontology annotation, biological process: activation of GTPase activity. The record is from RefSeq and is a predicted model, not a curated record. The transcript is spliced from 10 exons. Bases 65 to 3085 code for a protein of 1006 amino acids.
UAUCGCACAAUUUCCUUUAUUUUUUUCUUAUCAGUGGUCAAAGCAUACAGCAAUCAGUGCAAGAAUGUCUCUAAAUAACGAAAACGAAUACAAAGGGCGUCUCAUUGCCGCCGUAAAAAAAGAAGUGAAACAGGUGAUGGAGGAGUCAGUCACUAGAAAAUUCGUACAUGAAGAAAGCGGUUCGGUUACGUCAUUAUGUGCAGCGGUUGAGGCGUGUUUGUCACAAGGUCUAAGAAGGCGCGCUCUGGGCCUUUUCAAAACGUCCUCAACCACAGCCCUUUUACACAAAAUUGCCAAACAUAGCAGGGAGGCGGCGAUAAUCUCGAAAAAGGUACAAGAAAUUGAAAAUUCUGAUCCCAACAGGAGGUCUUCUAGUAGCAGCGAGAGCUUAACAAAGCCAACGCUGAAGAAAAAUCAUUCUUUACCGUCGACCCCGCUUCCUAAAUAUUUGUGGAUCAGGUUGGCCCUGUUUGAAAAACAAUUGGCGAAAAUCAUAGACUACUUGGUUUCAAACGCAAAUAAAUAUUACGACAAGGACGCCCUAGUAGCAGAUCCGGACUAUGGAAGUAUCUUGAGCUCCUUACUUGUAGGACCCUGUGCUCUGGAUUAUUCCAGGACCAAAACCCCAGACCAUUUCUGGACCGACCCGCCGGCUGAUGAACUGGUCCAGCGGCAUAGAAUUUCAAGUAGUCACUCGACGCCGCCCCCGGUUCGCCGCCCCAUCCUCAAUUUCCGCCGUUCCCUGAAUGCCAGUUCCGAGGAUUCGAUAACUAAUCGAACAACUACGCAGCAUUUAGCAAAAGAUUACGUAGAGAGCCUUCAUCAGAAUUCCAGAGCUACGCUUCUUUUUGGGAAAAACAACGUGUUGGUCCUGCCGGUCAAUGCCGACGUUUCGCAACCGAUGCCCGGGUAUUUGAGUCUUCAUCAGACAGCGAGUGGGUUGACGAUUAAAUGGACGCCUAAUCAGUUGAUGAAUGGGUUUACGGAUGAGGUGCAAGACAAAAGUGUUUUCUGGGACUACGCUCUCCAAGUUCGUUUAGACGAAAUAGUCUACGUCCACUGCCACCAAGACAGUGAAACCGGCGGCACCGUGAUCCUAGUAGGCCAAGAUGGCGUCCAGCGCCCCCCUAUUCAUUUCCCAAAAGGGGGCCACAUGUUGGCUUUCCUUAGCUGCAUAGAAACCGGUCUCCUACCUCGAGGACGCCUUGACCCCCCUUUGUGGUCACAACGCUGUUCGAACAAACGGAGGCGCCCCCUUCCGGCUCUCUCCGAAACUGAGGAGACUACUAAAGACUACGUUUUUCGAAUCGCCGAUAACACGACCCACAAAGAUAUACUUAAACAAAACGAACUGAUGGAUACGCACAUUGCCUUGCCGCCCAAAUCUAGAGUUCAAUUACCUAGUACUAGCACUAGUUCAGAAAGUUCCACUAAAAGCUUCAGCAUAGAUCAAAAUGCUCCGGAUAGUCCGCCGAGUAUUUGCAUUCAAGCAGUCUGUGAUUCUAUGAAACGUCAAAUUAUAUCUAGGGCUUUCUAUGGGUGGCUGGCAUACUGUCGUCAUUUGUCGACGGUUAGGACGCACCUUAGCGGAUUAGUUAAUAGCAAGAUAGUCAAUGGAGAGGGCGCUAGUGAUGGCAUCACCGUGGAAAAAUGGAACGAGCUCUGUACCGACGGCGUCGUGACCGACCACGCCGAGCUGUACCGUCUCACCUACUUCGGCGGCAUCGCCCACGACCUGCGCAAAGACCUCUGGCCCUACCUCUUAGGCCACUACAAAUUCGGUAGUACCACCCAACAACGAAUGGAACUGAGCGAAGAAACCAAGCAAGCAUACGAAAACACCAUGUCUGAGUGGUUGGCAGUGGAGGCCAUCGUGCGACAACGAGACAAAGAGACCCAGGCCAACGCCAUCGCGAAGUUAAGCAGCGAAAGCAUGAGCGGAGAGCAAGUGCCGGCGCAGAUCCAACGCGACUUAAGCAAUGAAGUAGUGUUUUUUGACCUGGCGCAGUCCGGUAGGAUUAUCUCAAACGCGAUGCUAAUAGUGUUAUUGCAGGUGUUCGAGGAUAACAUCAGCGACGAGGAUUCGGGGCCGAAUGUGGAGGAAGAAGGCAAGCCCGAGCGGACGCGACAGAACACGAUUAAGUAUGACAGCGACCCGGAGCAGGACGAGAAGGAGGAGCGAUACCAGCAGCAGCAGUUGAAGGAUUUCAUUCAUAAUGUGAUAGUGACGAAUGCUAGUGUGGAUAUGGGGAAUUUGGGGAGUGAGAUAGAGGCGAAUGGGCACAGGAAUGAUUUGGAUGUGGUGACUGAGGAGAAUUCGUCGUUGGAUACCUGCAUAGAGACCCAUGGGCUUGCCUCGCCAGCUAUGUCGACAUGCGUUUCGCCGGCUAGUUCUAAUGGAGGGGUGUAUAGUCAAGAACUUCUGGAGACUUUUGGAUUGAAUCUCCACAGGAUCGAGAAAGAUGUACAAAGGUGUGACCGGAAUUAUUGGUAUUUCACGGUGGAGAACUUGGAUAAGUUGAGAAAUGUUAUGUGCACAUACGUCUGGGAGCACCUCGACAUAGGUUACAUGCAAGGCAUGUGCGACCUGGUGGCCCCCCUUCUAGUCAUUUUCAACGACGAAUCCCUAACCUACGCAUGUUUCUGCCACUUGAUGGAACGCAUGGUCGAAAAUUUCCCCAACGGCAACGCAAUGGACUGUCAUUUUGCCAACAUGCGAUCCCUCAUCCAAAUUCUUGAUUCCGAAAUGUACGAACUAAUGCACUCUCACGGCGAUUACACACACUUCUACUUCUGUUAUCGAUGGUUUUUACUAGACUUCAAACGCGAACUAGUUUAUCCGGAUGUUUACGCUACGUGGGAGGUAAUCUGGGCCGCACAACACGUAGCGUCUAGUCACUUCGUGCUAUUUCUAGCGCUAGCGCUACUUGAAACAUAUAGGGAUAUUAUUUUGUCGAACUGUAUGGAUUUUACCGACAUUAUAAAAUUUUUUAACGAAAUGGCCGAAAGACACAACGCCGCGGCCGUGCUGUCUCUGGCCAGAGAUUUGGUGCUGCAACUGCAACUGUUGAUAGAAAACAAAUAGAAUCAAUGUAUGAAAAACCUAGGUGAAAAAAACUGUACCUCAACGUUUUCUAAAAUUUAGGGAGGGAGAUUUGUAAUCGGUAAAGCCCAAACUAUUUUCUACCAAUGAUUAUGAAUCACCCUGUAUAUACGAAAUGUGCCAAAACAUUUUGAGUUUAACGAAUCGGUUGAGUGUGCUUCAUAUUUUUAUAUAUUUGCUGUGUUCAUCGUUCACUGUUGUUUCCGAAAGAUGGUGCUUACGACGAAUAGGUCGUCUAGUCUGCGGUCCGCCUCGUCGUAAGUACCGCCGUGUGAGGUCUAAAGUUGCCAGUUGUGAGAUGAUAUUUAUUUUAUAAUAAAAAUUGUUUAUGUAAAAUAUAUAAAUAAUAUACAUAACAAAUAGAAAAAAUAUAUUUUAUAACAAGUUAGACUUAACUUCAAUUCGAUAUUCUAUGGCAUAUAAUUUAAACAGAAACUAUUUACAAAGUACGAAUAUUUACGAAUGUCUUAACUUACCACUAUUUUUAUGUAUGAAUGUUUAAAUGUGCCUUUUUUGAAGCAUCUUUCACACAGUAUUUAUCUAUAACUAAGUUAAAGCGGGAAAUUUACGUUGUUGCUCUCAGUGCCAAAUGACGUCACAGAUGGGAUGAAGCUGUGUCCGGACCGGACCGCAGACUAAACUUCAUUCGCAUCCACGACGCUACCCCUUGGAUAAAUCCCGUUUAACUUUUUUAUCUGAUUUAAACGAAAUGUAAAUACAACAUAUCAAAUCUUCUUAUCUCAUGUUGUAUCAAAUAUAGCGAUUAUUUAAUAUAA